Molecule: messenger RNA, 3129 nt
Organism: Arvicanthis niloticus (Nile rat)
Lineage: Eukaryota; Metazoa; Chordata; Mammalia; Rodentia; Muridae
Source: RefSeq, a predicted model, not a curated record
GGAGACUGGCUCAGCGGCCGCUUCUGAACGUCCAGGCCAGCGAUGCUGCUGCUGUUGGUGUCAAUGGUCGCGGCGUUGGCGCUCGCGGCACCGGCCCCCGGAACACAGGAGAAAAGGCUGCAAGUGGCCCAGGCGCCCAACGUGGUGCUAGUCGCCAGUGACUCCUUCGAUGGAAGACUAACAUUUCAACCAGGAAGUCAGGUAGUAAAACUUCCCUUCAUUAACUUCAUGAGAGCACAUGGCACCACCUUCUUAAAUGCCUACACUAACUCUCCCAUCUGCUGUCCAUCGCGUGCAGCAAUGUGGAGUGGCCUCUUCACUCACUUAACAGAAUCUUGGAAUAAUUUUAAGGGUCUGGAUCCAAAUUACACAACAUGGAUGGACAUCAUGGAGAUGCAUGGUUAUCAGACACAGAAGUUUGGAAAACUAGACUAUACUUCAGGACAUCAUUCCAUUAGUAACCGUGUAGAAGCAUGGACAAGAGAAGUUCCGUUCUUGCUCCGACAAGAAGGCAGGCCCGUCGUUAAUCUUAUCCCUGAUAAGUAUAGAAGGAGAGUGAUGGCCAAGGAUUGGCAGAAUACAGAGAAAGCUAUCAGUUGGCUAAGACAGGUUAACUACACCAAACCAUUUGUUCUUUACUUGGGAUUGAAUUUGCCACACCCUUACCCUUCACCAUCUUCAGGAGAAAAUUUUGGCGCUUCUACAUUUCACACUUCUCUUUACUGGCUUGAAAAGGUAGCUUAUGAUGCAAUCAAAAUCCCAAAGUGGUUGGCUUUGUCACAAAUGCACCCUGUGGAUUAUUAUUCCUCCUAUACAAAAAACUGCACUGGAAAGUUUACUGGAAAUGAAAUUAAGAGCAUUAGAGCAUUUUAUUAUGCUAUGUGUGCUGAGACAGAUGCCAUGCUGGGUGAGAUUAUUUUGGCUCUUCGCCAAUUAGAUCUUCUGCAGAAAACCAUUGUUGUAUACACUUCAGACCACGGGGAGAUGGCUAUGGAACACCGCCAGUUCUAUAAAAUGAGCAUGUAUGAAGCUAGUGUCCAUGUUCCUUUUUUGAUGAUGGGACCAGGAAUUAAGGCCAACCUACAAGUACCAUCUGUUGUUUCUCUUGUGGAUAUUUACCCUACUAUGCUUGACAUUGCUGGGAUCGCUCCGCCUCCAAACUUGAGUGGAUACUCCUUGUUGACACUGUUGUCAAAUACAUCUGCAAAUGAACAGGCCUUCAAAGUCCACCAUCCACCUUGGAUUCUGAGUGAAUUCCACGGAUGCAAUGCAAAUGCUUCCACCUACAUGCUUCGAACAGGCCGUUGGAAGUACAUAGCCUACUCUGAUGGUGCUUCGGUGCCGCCUCAGCUCUUCGAUCUUUCCUUGGAUCCAGAUGAGCUAACAAACAUUGCUACAGAAUUUCCAGAAAUUACUUAUUCUUUGGACCAGAAGCUUCGUUCUAUUAUAAACUACCCUGAAGUGUCUGCUUCUGUCCAUCGAUAUAAUAAAGAGCAGUUUAUCAUGUGGAAACAAAGCGUAGGGCAAAAUUACUCAAACGUUAUAGCACACCUUAGGUGGCAUCAAGAUUGGCAAAAAGAUCCAAGGAAGUAUGAAAAUGCAAUCCAACGGUGGCUUGCAGCCCAUUCCAGUCCAGUAGUUAGUAGCCCACAGCAAUUCACCAGGGGCUCUCAGCCCACUCUUCUCCAGUCCUCCAGUGGCUCACAGCUCACUCUUCUCCAGUCCUCCAGUGGCUCUCAGCCCACUCUUCUCCAGUCCUCCAGUGGCUCACAGCCCACUCUUCUCCAGUCCACCAGUGGCUCUCAGCCCACUCCUCUCCAGUCCACCAGUGGCUCACAGCCCACUCCUCUCUAGUCCACCAGUGGCUCACAGCCCACUCUUCUCCAGUCCACCAGUGGCUCACAGCCCACUCCUCUCCAGUCCACCAGUGGCUCACAGCCCACUCUUCUCCAGUAACAAUAAACAAUAAUAAUCUCAAGCUAUAUAUGAAUGUGUUGGUAAGUAUUAAACUGAAAGUCUUAGCAAUUGCCAAUUUUACUUACUUUCAAAAUACUUACUAUAUCUUAAGUGCCAAUGACUACAGAACUCAUAUUUUCAAAACUAGUUAUACUGAGUCCUUAUUGUUGCAGACCUCUGACAGUUUAACAUCAGUUUUCAAGAACAGAAGCAAACAUUCUUGUUGUUUCCCUGCAUAAUACAGAAUAUGAGAUAUUUUAACAGCCAUCAGUUAUUAUUUAUAAAUCAUGUUUCAUGACUUACUAGGUUUUUAAUGAAACUCUGGAUGUAUUUGAUGUGUUAGAACUAUUUAAUGGGACAUAGACUCUGGAUAUAUUUGAUUUUAUUUUUUUGUUGUUGUUGUUUAGAAAAGGAAAAGAAAAAAAGAAUAUGAAGCUCCCUUCCUUUCUUGGUCAGCUCCCUCCAGAGGGCAAUCACAAUGACCUUGCUUGUAUCCUUUUGUGGGCAAGCUAUACGUUAGUCACCAACCAAAUGAAUAUAUUCUUUACAUAUACACGCAGGCAUACACACAGUUGAUCAUGUGCUAUAUAGUGUUUCUUCUGGCAUAUUGUGUUCUGGCUGUUAUUUUCUAGUUCCAAUUAACAAUAGAUGUUGAGAAGUAAAACUGCUAAACCAGAAUCUAUAAAAAUUUCUGUAGAUUUUCCCAAGCUGCUUCUAACAGUUGGCAUUCCCACCAAUAGGUAGCAAAUAUUUUAUUUUUAUUUAUUGUGAGUACUGACAUUUUUUCAUAGGUCUAAUAACCACUAGAAUUUGCAUCAGAAUGACCUUCCCUAUGUCUAUUGGCCGUUUUCUCUAUAGGUUGUUAGGAUUGUUUUUCUGUUACACGCAUGCUUUUAGAUAUUAGCCUUUUGAAAAGCAAAAGAGAAUAAAAGACUAGAGAGAUUGUUCCGUGGUUCAAAGCACUUGCUUCGUCAGAGGACUAAUAUCCAAUUAUUGGCACCCACACGGUAGCUCACAAGUUGCAUAUGGCCCUAAUCCAGGGGAGACAAUGCUCUUUUCUGGCCUCCAACGGAGCCCGGCAAGCAUGUAGUGCACAGACUAAAUUAAGGCAAGACACUCUUUCACAUAAAAUUUAAAAAAUAGUAAACAAAUUUAAAAGAAAAAUACUGGAAA